AUGCCGAAUAUUCCACCGAUCAAUUCAAGAGUGUACGUCGGUGGUUUGGGUGAUCAAACGAAAUUGGAAGAAUUUGAGGAACUUUUCAAAGACUUCCAACCCUAUCAGGAUCUAACAUUGCUUCGGGGAUUUGGGUUCAUACAAUUCCACGAUGCAACAGCUGCACAAGAUGCGAUCAACGUAAUGAAUGGAAAAAUGUUCAAUGGCCGUAAAUUAAUGGUAAAAGUUGCAAAUGAUAACAGAGCAAAGAAAGGACUGCUUCCCCGAGGAAGCACAACAGCAAACUCUUCUGCUACCAUUCCGGGCAUAGUCCGUGAACGUUCUCCUGUUGAUGGUGUUCAUUCAAUCAAUCGAGCAUAUCAUCAUGCACAGCAAUAUAGUGUUGCUAGUUUAAGCAGCAUCUACCCGGAAACUCCUAUUGGACAAGCCCCGCAUCGAGGAGUUGAAAGCAAUGAUUGUGAAAUAAUAGUCGUUUCCAAGGAGCUUACGCCAUAUGCAGAGAGCAUUGAGACACGGCUGAAACGAGCAGGUCUAAGUGUCGAUCUGCUGUUUCCAAACAAUGAUGUGGCCAUCGGUAAAGUUCUAGCAAAUAGAGCUUCACAGGGAACAUUCUAUUGCAUCGUUAUCACUCCUGAAAAUCAAGAACGCAACAGUAUUACCGUUAACGUAUUGUACGGUAUUCCGGCAGAGCACCGCAAUAUGCCUACAGAUGAUGCCAUAAAUUUCAUAGUAACAAAUUUCAACGAAAAAAAAAGAAAAGAAAUUGCAUCACUUAGCGCUGCCUCCGUUUACCAUCGAAUAGGCUCAGCAGCUCCACCUCAGCCAGCGCAAGCACAACCUGCUCAUCAAUUACAUGGCAGUGAGCCAAUCGAACAAGAUAAACAUCCGGAAGCUAUACAGAAUAUGAUCAAUUCAUUGGCUGCGAAUCGUUCAUUAACAGUUCUGCAGUACGAGCGGCUUAUAAAGUAUUUAACUGAACGAAAAGAACUGCAAAUACGUCUUGAGUUGGGAGACGACGUGGAUACUAAUACUGCAAGCUCGUUGAUUCCGCCAAAUGUUAUUCCUAAUGUUGCUGUGCCCAAAACUAAGCAAGAAUCAGAGAAAGAACUUCAGAAGAAAAUUCUCGACAUCAUGAACAAACCUUCCAUCAUAGGUAUUGUGAAAGCUAGCACUGGAUACGACAGUAGCGCAAAUAAUGAAAAUAAGUUGGAUAACAGUCAUUUGCCAACUUCAUUUCUUCUGCAUGACCCAAAAGUUCAGCGCGCAUUGGAUUCGUUGUUGCAGAAUCAACUAUUUUCUAACGUUAACAUAGGGUAUAAAAUCUAAACAACGGU
Molecule: messenger RNA, 1334 nt
Organism: Anopheles nili
Lineage: Eukaryota; Metazoa; Arthropoda; Insecta; Diptera; Culicidae
Gene: Neos
Product: nuclear receptor coactivator 5
Exons: 2
Coding region: 1-1326 (441 amino acids)
Molecular function (GO): RNA binding
Source: RefSeq, a predicted model, not a curated record